CGCACUGGGAGAGCCACAGUCAGUCAGUCACACGGGGGCUGCCUUCGCUCCAGCAACCCAGCAGCGCAGCGCCAAACCCGGGGAUCCCUACUCCUGCCUCCCCCUCUGACGAGCUCCGAUACAGUAACCGCUCUGGAAGUCAUGUCUACGUGAAUUUACGCGCGCAAUGCUCCCGUCAGUCGUUCCACAGCGUUUGUCAAGACCGAUCAAGCUGUCUGGAGUAGGAAGACAACACUGACAGCUGGGAUUUUUUACGAAUUUGGAAGAGGAAAAAGCGAAACACGCGGAGAAGAAGCCACGCGUAAAACCAUCGAGCCACAUUUCCCACAGUCUUUCCACCAUCUUCAGCCAUGAGCGUCAAAUCGCUCAUCAACAAGGAGGUGUUCAGCCCCCACGAUGAGAAGAUGCUGGUGGCGUGUCAGGUCAAGCGCCGCACCAAGAAGAAGAUCCCUUUCCUGGCCACGGGCGGACAGGGCGACUACACCACCUUCAUCUGCCUGGCAGUGACCAAUAAGAAGCCGGCGCACCUGUCCAUCACCAAAGUGAAGCAGUUCCCGGGGUCGUCGUCCUUCGUCAAGAGGUCCCAGUGGAGCAUAGACCAGCUGCGCCAGAUCAACGGGAUUGAUUCAAAUAAAGACUGUCCAGAGUUCGACCUGUUGUUCGACACAGCCUUUGACCAGUGGGUUGCCAGUUCCUCCGGAGAAAAGUGCACAUUUAUCCAGAUCCUACACCACACCUGCCAACGCUACUGCUCCGCCCGCAAGCCCGACUUCCUCAACUGCCACUCGAAGCUUCUGGGAGAGGAGGAGCAAGUAGAGUCAGUGUUGCGGCGCUGUAGGAGGUACGCAAGCAGACUGAGGAAAGAGCUGGUGUCACAGCGCAGCCAACUGGUCAGACGAGGUAACAGCAUCCUCCACUCUGCAGCAGACAGUGUGACCAGUGCAGUGCAGAAGGCCAGCCAGGCCCUGAACGAGAGAGGAGAGCGGCUAGGACGAGCGGAGGACAAGACCGCAGACAUGAUGAACAGUGCUGAGCAGUUUGCAGUCACCGCACACAAGCUGGCCAUGAAGCACAAGUGUUAGACCACUGCCACCGGAUGUACAGACGGAUUUCCUCUUCCUUUUGUAGAGAUUUCAAUAGAAUCAGCAUUUGUUAAAAUUGUAUGGUAUUAACUCCAUCCACACUGAGCCAAAGGGACGAGAAAGCAACAAGUCAGCGCACGUACCCUAAUGUCACUACUGCGAGCGUGCACGUGGCAACAAGGUACAGGCCAUCACCAUGGAGACGGUGUGGUAGCACCAAAACAUACUGACCUGGUGUAUUUGUGUGUAUUAAUAUUUAUAAUGCCUCAUCGGGCCGUUUCUUGCUAUGUGGACAUACUGAGGGGGACUGUCCACUAGGGGGCCCCAGAAUGGAGUUUUUAAGCACAUUUAAGCAACAAUGACGUUACUUUUUCAAUUUGACUUUUAAUUAAAGACAUAUUAUUAGCAGACACGGCGUUGGAUGCUAAUACUAGUAUCCACUUAGCAACUCGGCUGGUGCAGGAAGAUUUUGGAACACCGGGGCCAGUUCUCUGUAUUUUAAUCUGUAGCCGUUAGCAUUAGCCCGCAAAAAUCUCAAAUUAUGAAUAAUCCAAAGGGCGUCAGAUGGCAUCGACGCACUGACCACAUUUACAUGAGGUCAGAGGCUCGUUUAAAGUCAGUGUUGAGCGUGUAAACGUUUUGAUGUUUUAUUUUUGUGAUUGAAUUAGCCUGAAACUGGCAUCUGAGCUAACAGCUAACCGGAUGUCUGAAAUUGUGUGCAUCGGGUAAACAUCUAGUGACUACUGGACCUCCUCUUUUACAUGUGGCUGUUGAGGAGACCAGAUAAAUUACAUAAAUAUAAAAAUCCUAAACAUUUUAUAUACUUUAAUAUGGGGCGUGGCUUCAGCAUUCAUUUAUGUGUGUCAUAGCUCCGAGUAGCAGCGGUAUCUACGCUUUUAACAAUAAGAUGACCUCUAGAGCUGCCCAAUAUGAGGAAAAAAAGUGGUAUUUGAUAAACAUAUUUUUUUGUUAUUUUUCAGAUUUUAUUAUACUCUCUAGCUAAUAAAAAAAAAAAAAGAAAGAGAAAAACAAUUGAAUACCUUCAGUUCUGCUUUUAUCAAUGAUCAAUAGAAUAAAUUAAUAUACUAAACUAAGACCAAAACAAGUCUCAAUUAGGACAUGGGAAGUAAAAUACAACGAUAAAUAAAAACUGCCUUUAAAAAAUGAAAACAACACAUUUUGAAAAACUGGAAAUUAAAGGUACAGUAUGUAACUUUUUACCUGUAUGAUUCCAUGGAAUAGAAAGUUAAAACCAUAGAACAUUCUCUAUGGAGAUACAGUUGUCCCUCGCUGUAUCAUGGUUCACCUUCCGCGGCCUCGCUGUUUCGCUGUCUGAGAAAAGUGUAUUAAGUGUGCGGUGAGGGGGUUUUACAGCCACAAAACAUGUAUAAUAAUUGUAAAAAAUAAAGCUGAUACUUCGUGGAUUUCGCCUAUUACGGGUUAUUUUGAGAACGUAACCCCCACGAUAAACGAGGGACCACUGUAUACGUUUCUAGCCAAAGGAACAUUUCCAUGGAAACAAGCAGGAAGAGACCCUCCUCCAGGCCAUAUAAGAGUCAGGUUUGUGGAGAUGCAAGCCCACUCACAGUUUCAGCUAGUUUUUCAGUGCAAUAGAAACAAGUCUAUUAUUUAUCGAUCUAUUUUUGGCAAAAAAUGUACACACUGUGGCUUUAAGGAGAAAACAGUCAUUAUCGUGAUUAUUUAUUUAUUAUUUUUCCAGUUUUAACAAUAUAAUGUACUACCUUUUAUGCAUUUUUGAAUUUAAGCAAUCUGAUAUUUAUUUCUGAGGUAUAUAUCCAUUUCUUUUGGCGUAUACAGUCCCCCCCAACAGUAUUUUGCAUAGGGCCCCCCCCAGCGAGAAACGGCCCUGUGCUUAAUGACAUUCCAGUAUCAUGAUUGCAUUAAUGUAAUAAUAACUCCACUGGACACAACCUUUAAAUAUUUCCUAUAUGAUGUUUAUGAAUAUAAAGGCUUCCAUAUGAAGGCUUCCAUACAGUGUUACCAUCUCAGACGAUAAGCAAACGGAACAGUCCUUAAGAGCAGUUUACAUUUGCUGGUGUGGAACGGGUCGGUUUGGGUCGGACUACGUUGCCAAAAGUGGGUCAAGUGCAUAUACAGGUUUUUGUGUUUUUCAGUUUAUGACUUGGUUUGAUGGGAUUGUACUUGUGCGGAAUAUUUAUUAAAGUUUUGGAUCGGUUCAAUGGCAGUUUGUGGAAAAAAAUUGAAGAGAAAAGUUUAAAAAAUACAGGAAGUAGCGCUGAGUUCCAGGGGCCAAUUUACAUUUUUUUUUACAGAUUGACAAUUAUUAUGAUAUAUAGAGUUUGGCUGUGUCUGAAUUUUCCACACUAUUUCCUGCUUAGGACUAGAUUUUUAGUGGUGUCUGAAGGACCAAAGAGUGUAAAAAUGGUGUACUCAAAACUUCCCACAAUGCACGAUGAAAAGUAGUGGGCUUCGGUGGUCACUGGGCCGCUCAAUGUAGACCACAAUGCAUUGCGAGAGUCAGGAAAACAACAGCGACAGGUCUUUAACUGGACACAACUUCUCAAGAUUAUGGUUGCUAUUGGAAACGGUUAUGAAAUUGCAUCUACGUAUGUCAUAUCUGCUGCCCAUUUCCAACCAGGAAGUGCAGCAUAGUUAACUAAGAACAAUUCAAGACUAUUGCGAAGUGGUACCGACCUGUUUUUGUGUGGGGGUUAAAUACAUAAGUAAAAUUGUAUAGUUCUACUUUUGGAAAACAAGAUUUGCUUCAUACCUAUUGCCCAGAAACCCAAACAUUACUAUCUCUCAUUGAGCUCUGUUUCUCUGACCUACACUGCCCCCUGCUGGUGUAGUCCCACACUUCUCCAAUGAAAACUGCUCUUACGCUGUGUCUCAUUGUGCAUUUAUCAAACCUACCAAAUGUUUAUGGAAUACUUAGGCCAACAUAUUUGUCUACUUGAAGAACAGUUCUGGGGAUAAGCUUUUUAACUCUUAUGAAUGAACCAGCUUCUGCUCUGUACAAAGCUAAUGGAUGUUUCUAAUAGUACUUUAGCAGCAGCGUUUCUCAAGCUGUGGUUCGGGCCUUCUGUGUUCUAAAUCCAGUGUCACGUUUCAUUAUAUUUGUUAAAAUUUGCUGCUAGAUUUCUUUUUAUUUGCAUUUUGAUCAUUUGAAGGGGUAAACACAGAUGGCAAAGUGUUAUAUUAUCUAAUUACUGUACAUGAAUCUGGCUCAUAACCAUAGACUAUAUAUCACAUGUGUCAAACUCAAGGCCCACAGGCUAAAUAUGGCCCUCCACAUCAUUUUAUGUGGCCCUUGACAGGGUAAAUUAAAAGGUAUAAUGGUCUUAAAAUGUCAUUUCAGCAGGAGACAUGCAGUUGCACAACCACAUUUUUGUACAUCUUUGCAAAUGCAUAUGUAAUAUAUGUAAUUAUAACUUGAAUAAGUAAUGAAUGCAGAAACUAUUAAUUAACCAUUUUAAAAAGUAGUUACAUUUAUUUUACAUCCAGCGUUCAUUCAUUUGGUGAAUCGAUUUGUAGUUCAGGUCCGUGAAUAUGAGAUUUGUCCUAAGGUAAAGCUGAACUGAUUCUGCUUGCGGUCAUCCUGGUGGAACAUAGUCCAAUGAGGUUCCUGUGGUCUUCUGUUAAUUUAUUUUAAUAGAUUAGAUUUCAGACCAAGGUUUAGUUUUUCAUAUCUAAUCGUUUUUGACUGUUUUUGACUGCUCACUAGCGGUCAUCCUUACAGUGGUCACGUGAUGUUGUGGUGUUCAGCUGAUUAAAACGGGGUUUGGCACUGUCUUUCUACCGGGGGAGGCAGGACAAGGACUUCACUCUCAUGCACUGAAGAAGUCAGACUGCAGAUGGCGCUGUGGUAUUGCCUCCACCAGUAGGAAAACUGCCAAAACCUGUUAAAAUCAGCUGAUACAUCAAAGCAAACGAACUAAACCUUGGUCUGGAAAAAUAAUCUGGUGGAACAUCUUUACAGACACAAAAACAAUGCUCGUUUCUGUGUACGUUUGGUCUCAAAAAAUGAUCUUUUCGGAAGACCUAAUAAACUUCAUUGGGCUAUAACAAAAAUUCCUCUUGCUGGUUAUUAUCACAUUAAAUCAAAAACAGCCCAAUACAGACUUUCCAACGUGAGCGUGCGACCCACAGCUUGAGAAACGGUGCUUUUUCUGUGUACGUAAAGUAACUGUGUCCUGUUUAAAGGGGAGGUUUCAUAAAAUCCACCUGGCUGUAUUAAUAUUUUUGAAAGUACUGAGUUUUGUGCUUUUUGUAUAAUUUGAAUUAAAAUGGUAAUGGUAUAUACUGGGCUAUAGACUCACAUAGCAGCACCAAUGGCUUUAUUUCUCACAAUGUAGAUGUCCACGGAGAUGUGAAAAUUAUUUUAUAUUUUGAAAUUCACUUUUUUAAUUCACAAAAUGUUAAAAUGCACUGAUGUGUUGAUUUCACAGUGUAAUCAAAGCGUGCGUUUAUUUCUCUAACACUUUGGAUGUUUUUGUUUUAAUAAAAUCUGUUACAAAA
This is a messenger RNA of Periophthalmus magnuspinnatus, 5582 nucleotides long. It is a transcript of the gene stxbp6, whose product is annotated as syntaxin binding protein 6 (amisyn). The coding region runs from base 351 to 1082 and encodes 243 amino acids. Gene Ontology annotation, molecular function: phosphatidylinositol-4,5-bisphosphate binding. The record is from RefSeq and is a predicted model, not a curated record. Gene Ontology annotation, biological process: exocytosis; regulation of SNARE complex assembly; Golgi to plasma membrane transport. Lineage: Eukaryota; Metazoa; Chordata; Actinopteri; Gobiiformes; Gobiidae. Gene Ontology annotation, cellular component: exocyst; plasma membrane. The transcript is spliced from 7 exons.